AUGCUGACACCCACCCCCCUGCUCCUACUUCUCCUUCCCACGCUCGCCCUAUCCGCCUGCUGCUAUCCAGAUAUCUACACCACCUGUGGCGACGGAACUCAAGGAACACCCCGUUGCGGGAUCGGAAACUGCAAUAUCUUUGGUUGUGCGUGUGAUGGUGAGGAGGAGUGUAGGGGGGAGAGGAAGGAUGCUGAGGCGAGACGUAAAAAUGCGUUUGCUAUUUUAGAAGAGGGUGUAUAG
This is a messenger RNA of Pyrenophora tritici-repentis Pt-1C-BFP, 240 nucleotides long. RefSeq lists its product as uncharacterized. NCBI's taxonomy places the organism in Eukaryota, Fungi, Ascomycota, Dothideomycetes, Pleosporales, Pleosporaceae. The record is from RefSeq and is a predicted model, not a curated record.